Messenger RNA from Hipposideros armiger (great roundleaf bat), 3292 nucleotides. Its product is annotated as dynactin-associated protein-like. Gene Ontology annotation, cellular component: plasma membrane; Golgi apparatus. Gene Ontology annotation, biological process: activation of protein kinase B activity. Lineage: Eukaryota; Metazoa; Chordata; Mammalia; Chiroptera; Hipposideridae. The transcript is spliced from 5 exons. The coding region runs from base 818 to 1354 and encodes 178 amino acids. The record is from RefSeq and is a predicted model, not a curated record.
UAGAUAGAAUUCUCAGUCUAGAAAAUGACACCCAAUGCCUGUGUGUACUGAUUAACUUAUGUCCUCCAAGUCUGUAGGCAUCAUGUAUUCACAAACAAGAUACUCUUUAGUAAUUAGUAUAAACUACUUAUUUACAGAACUUUGUAAUAUAAAGACCCCGGCCCGGACCCUAGGCCAGACAGACUCACUUUUAAAAACUCAUACUUCAGCUAGACUCUAAGCAGAACUUCCCGUUAAGACACUAGGGAUUGGUAUUAAUAGACAGUAAACGCCUAGCUUUACAAGAAAUGGGUUACAACAGAAAUACUAAAAAUGUUUUGCAGAAGUAGCUUUGUUACAACUGGCUUAAAACAUUUCACAAGAACUAACAGCUCUUUUUACUUCUGUAUACCUGCUUUACUUCUGAUUUUUGUCCAAUACCCCGGAAAGCAAGCCCUGUAAAACUUCCACCUGCCAAGACCUCGGGGCCGUUCUCCCCUUGUAGAGUGAGGCAGUCGUCAGGCUUGGCUUAAUAAAGCCUUUGGAACCCAAACUCUGUCUCUUAGGUCAUUUUUAAGAAGUAAGGACCUAACAUUUUGAGGCCCCAGCGAGAUAAGGGCAGCCGGCUCAUCUCCUCCCUCGGUGAUCACUAGCCCUUUGUCAGGGGUUGGCCAACCUGAUGAUAUUUCCAGGGCCCUGGCAACUAGGUCGGCAUCCCCAGGAGUGGAGCUCGGGCUCUGCAGCCGCCCCCUUCAUUCCAAAGACUUUAUUCGGGAAUCCUUCGAAGAGUGAGUCCAGGCGUCUUCGGAGCUGCAUGUGAGAAAGCAGCACUCUCAGAAUGAAUGGAAAUAAACAGGAACCUGCUGUGGAUGCUGGACAAAAUACAGUGGAGAUGGAUGAAUGCAAUCUGUUACCCAGAAAUCCGUAUUGUUCAAAUGAAAGAGCACACUGUGUUUGUAGAUUGCCUAAUAUGGCCUUCCAGCCGCAGUGGGCUACAGCAAAACCAUGGUCACUCUGGAAAACAUUUCUCGUGUGUCUAUUGGCCUGUCUAAUUGCUACAGCCCUUGUAGUUCUGGUCUUAUAUUUUGUCCACUUUGGCAAGCCUACCACGGGCACCACCAUCAUCAUUCAGGCAGACGGAAAGUUCAGACAUGUCAUCUGCAUCCCUGGUUCUACCCCAUCUCCUGCCUCAUCACUCCUGCCUGGGUCUCAGGGCACCCUGCCUUCUAUCCCUUUGGCCAGCCAAAGCUCACCUACCACAAUGCCUCCAUCUACCCCUGUGGCCAACCAAAGCUUGCCUACCACAGUGCCUCCAUCUACCAUGGAGACAACUAGAACCACAACAGUGGACCAUGAAAUUAUCAUUGAAGAGUAAGAAUGAUAUUUUUGAGCCCUCAGCCUUCCUCAAACCAGAUCAACACUCUUAUUCUGAAGGAGGCAUGUCCAAGCUGUUCUGUCCUCCCUGCCAAGAGGUUCCAAAGUAUUUGACUUCAUGAGAUUUUGCCUCUCUUGCUCAAUCAUUUGCUGGAUUGCCAUAUGGUGAUGAUUCAGUCUUGGGUCCGUCAAUGUUCAAAUGAUUGGAAAAGAAAAAUUUUACAUGAGCCUGACUAACUCAUCUCAGCUGGGGCCCAGAGUUUUCUCUUCAUUCUUCUUGUACAAAUAACCUCAGUGAUCACGGAUGAAGAUUUCAACGGCUGAAGAGGCUCCCUUCCUGCAUGUUGGUUCUUAAGGCAGUAUUUACCAUCCAUUGUUGAUUAUUUCCUAACCUAUUUUCAGCACUUGUACCCCGGAAGGGAAAAAAGAAAUGUUCAAAGUGGUUGAUGUGCACAAAUUAUUAAAUACCUAUCGAUCGUUACAGAAGUAUUUCUCCUAUUGGUGAAUUCAGAAAAGAGGGGAGAUCAGUGAGGCUAGGAAUAAUUAAGGAAGAUUUCGGAGAAGAGCUGAAAGUUGAGAAAGGGUGAAAGUUUGGAUUUAAGUAGAGAAAAUUAAAGCAGAAAGUGAGAGGGUUAAGGGGGUUUAAUAGAUUAAAAUUAAAAACACAGCAAUACUUCAAAUAUAACAAAUGAUAUAUUUUAUAUAUCUGUACUCUUUCACUGACUAUUUCCCAUAUUUGAUAUUUUGCUUAAUCUCUAAACUACUAUAAACUACUAAUAAAAUUUGAACUUUUAAAUUGUUUUGCAUUUUGUAUCAUAACUUUGAGGGCACAUAGCUUAUAAUUUGCUAUAAAACACAGACUCUUGUGCAAUAUUGCUUUAUUCUGAGUGUUUGAUACUUAAUAGAAGCAUAAACAUUUCAAUCUGGAAAAACCUUUAGAGUUAAAGCAAACUGCCCACUCCACACCCAAUUUCCAAACUCUACAAAAGGGGAAACCUGUCCCAGGGAAGGGAGAGGGGGCUUCUAGUCAAAGACUCAGAGCCUCUGAGUUCUCACCAGAGCCUGGGUCUCCAGCUUACAACUUCUGAUUCUCUCUUGCAUACCAUUAAAGAUUCUAAAUGUGUUGUUUUGUUUUUCAAGAUGUUCUAAAGCAAAAGAUUUUGUGUUUUAUAUAAUUGUACAUUAAUUUGCUGCAGUCAAUAAUAAGCCAUGUAAAUUAGCAUAGACCUGAAGGCCUGACUGAAUAUUUAACUCUGCAGACAAAAUAUUAGAUAUGUGGUCAUUCUUCAGAUAAUUGUUAUUUUUGUGCAGCUAGUAUUAUUUCUCAGACACUGGGGAAUGUAAAAAUUUGAGUCUUUGAAGAGUAACUUUUUAUACUACAAACAUUAAUUGACAAUAGACUUUAAGAGUUAUAAAAGGUAUUAUAUAAAUUUUAGAAAACGAAUUUCAUAAAGCUCUAGAUAAAAUUAAUAAACAAAAGGGUAUAAGUGUGAAUGCAUUUUCCCCAGUACAGUUUUAAAUCAAUUUAUUGCUAUACUUUUGACUUAAAUGCUUGUGAAGAAGAAAUACUAAAUUCACUAGGUUAAAACAUGCUUCCUUAUAAGUUAAACUCUGUUUUGUGAUAGAAAAGUAAGAAAACCUUUUAAUAAAAGAGCUAAAAUAAAUUUACUGCUAACACUUUUUUUUUAAAGUUUUGUAUUCUAGAGGCUAUCCUAAAUAACUUAAUGCUGUGAUAAAAGCUGUUAUUUACCUCCUUUACUCUUAGAUAUAAUACAGAAUACAGCAUGGUAAUACCAGAAGAAUAAUUUCUUUGUGUUUAAGAGGCAUCUUCUCUUAACAAUAAAUUUCCUAAUGUCAAAUAUUUAGUUGGAGGACAUUGUGAUUAAGGUUAUGUGAGAUCAUCAGGGUUCUGUGCUUUGUAAAAUAAAGAAGUGAAUGA